GGCGUCUUCGCUUCUCCUCCUCUGGAGAGCGUUCCCUCUCCUUUUCUUUCUCCGGAGGCGAAGUCAGACCAAGGCUGGAAUAACUGCAGAGUUUUGGAUUACUAAACUGUCCCCAAUAUAUCUGUGGUGAAUGUAACAGCAUCCAGCAACUCCAUCAUGGGAUACCACUGAGGUUCUUCUGGUUGCCCUGGGAGUCUCACAUUGAGAAACAAGUGUAAAAUGUGCCCUCAUCUGCAUGCAUAAUGAGGAAAUCAUUUUCUUCAAGGGUGAAAUACUAUGAAGUUAGUGCAUAAUUCCAGGAAUAACAGUUUGGGCCUUCAGUUUAUUUAUAUUUCCUGUUUCAUCUGAAAUGGAAGCAGAUUCAACUAUCCCAAUUUGGCAGAACAAACCACACGGUUCAUCACGCAGCUUUGUAAGAAGAAUUGGAACAAGCCUUCCUCUAAAACCAUGUGCAAGAGCAUGCUUUGAGGUGCUACCAAAUGUUUCCGAUCUCUAUUUAAAUGAUACACCUCCAGUCCCCACUCUGGCAGAUGUUGCAUGGAUAGCUUCAGAUGAUGAAGAAACAUAUGCUAGAGUCAGGACAGACACACGUCCAUUAAAGCACAAGUGGAAACCCACCCCAUUCUUUGUUAUUCAACGGAACGCUUCUGUUCCAAAUUUAAGAAAGCAAGAAGAAAAGUUGUUGGCGCUGAAGAAACCAGGCUUACCUGCUUUAAGUCGGACUACAGAACUCCAGGAGGAACUAAGUCAUCUACGGAGUCAGAUAGCAAAGAUUGUAGCAGCAGAUUCCGCUUCUUCUUCAUUAACGCCAGAUUUAUUAUCUCCAGGAAGUUCAAAUGUCUCUUCUCCUUUACCUUGUUUCGGAUCCUCAUUCCAAUCUACAACUUCCUUUGUCAUUAGUGAUAUCACAGAGGAGGAGGCAGAAUUAGAAAGCCCAGAGCUUCCAUCUGUUUCCAUGCUUUGUUCUGCAACCUCUGAAUGUUGUAAAGCAGACCCAAAGGAUUCCGACGAUGAAGAUUCGGUGUCUCUGUCAAAGGCCAGCAGUUUUGCAGAUAUGAUGGGCAUUCUUAAAGACAUUCAUAGGAUGAAACAGAACAAAGACUUGAACAAAACUUUACUGAAAGAGGAAGAUCCUGCAGUUCUUAUAGCAGAGGUUUUAAGAAGAAAAUUUGCCUUGAAGGAUGAAGAUGUAAACAUGAAAAAGAAUUGACAAUAUGCUCAUUUGUUACCUUGUAAAGCAAAUUAUUGUGCUCCUAAGAUUUUUCUCUACAGUGGCUGCCUUCCUCAGAACAUCAAAUAUCUCUUAGGGAUUAGGUUUCCUGCAUGAAUGUGUGUGUGGAAAUAACCGCUAGGCAAGAAGAACUGUCUUUUUGCAAUGUUUCUUUCCACACAGCUAAGAGAUACAAUUUUUUAAAAGGGCAAAUAGUUUUCCAGACCGUUUUGAAAUGAAGUGUUGUUAGUAAAGAUACCUCUCCGGUGAAAUUUGCAAGUGACUGACAUAGUGGUAAGUUAAAUUAAAAAUGAACUAUUAAUUUUGUUGCAA
This is a messenger RNA of Sceloporus undulatus (fence lizard), 1543 nucleotides long. It is a transcript of the gene MTFR1L, whose product is annotated as mitochondrial fission regulator 1 like. Gene Ontology annotation, biological process: mitochondrial fission; aerobic respiration. The transcript is spliced from 8 exons. The coding region runs from base 350 to 1210 and encodes 286 amino acids. NCBI's taxonomy places the organism in Eukaryota, Metazoa, Chordata, Lepidosauria, Squamata, Phrynosomatidae. Gene Ontology annotation, cellular component: mitochondrion. The record is from RefSeq and is a predicted model, not a curated record.